GCCCGCUUCCGGAGGAUUGGGCUGCGCCCCACAUUGCUCUUACUUACGCGCGUGGACGCAUGCAAUGCCCUUGCAGGGCUGGGCCCUGCGCCUUUCCCGUGCGUCCGCGUCUGCCCUCCGGGUUGCUGCCGUAGAGGCUGCCCUGGCAUCGGGGGGCCUGCUCGUAGUAGAUUCCCCCCCUCCUCUCUCUGUCUGCGGAGAGAUGGAGCAGUAGCAUCCGCUAGAAUGCAGGAUGCACGAUGAACGCGGCACAAGGCUCGUAGCCCGCCGCCGACAUUGAAAGAUCGUGGCAAAAUCAAUCAACACGACGCUCGUAGCGAAGACGCAUUGAUGCGGCCAUCAGGAGCAUGGAUAUAGAGCUCGCCGGUGCGCUCUAAGUCGCCCCCCCCAGCAAAGGGCGGCCCAGGCCCCUCCAGGAUCCUUGUUCACCUCUUGCGACGUUCGUCCACAUCACGAACGCAGAGGGUUCCUUCACGCCCUUGCUCGCCCGUACUACGUUGGGUGGAUCACUUUCCGGGAGACAGGAUCAAAUUUAGAGCACCACAAACCUCUCGCAGAGCCGCGUGGAGCGUGUAUGUAUGUAUGUUUACUACUUACAAAAGGCACGGAGGAUUCGUCGCAGGUUUAAGUACAAUAAUGCUUCUGGGUACCCGGGAGCCUCUUUUUCCCGGGCCGGAUAGAGGCAAACUCGCCCGCAAAAUUCCCGCCUCGGCGCGCGGAAAAAAAGAACGGGUAAGCUUUUCUGUAGCUUGUGAUCUUUGUAGUAAGUACACUAUGCUGUAAAAAGAAAUUUUCUUUAGGUUGUCAUACUACCAGUAAGGUAGUUUUCGACGAUUGCCCAGGUGAAAGCAUGUAUUGAUUGCUGGCGCGUGCAAGGCCGUCCUGCGCGCUGCGAUUCUUUUUCUUUGUGAGACGAGAUUGCAC
Molecule: messenger RNA, 924 nt
Organism: Amoebophrya sp. A120
Lineage: Eukaryota; Dinophyceae; Syndiniales; Amoebophryaceae
Source: the annotation of a GenBank genome assembly